AUGGCGGGAAUAAAGCGCAGGGCUGAUGCGCCGGAGGCGUCCCACAGCAAAAGAACCAAGUCGAAGUCGUCGUCGGCGAAACCGGUUGAGGUGAAGGGAAGGUCCAAGCCAAAAGCCGCAAAGGUUGUCGAGGUGGACAGCGAUGAAGAUAUGCUAGAUGAUGACGACGACGAGGAGGAGGACGAAGAGGAAGAUGACGAAGAAGAUGAGAUGGAGGAAGACGGGGAAGAAGAAUUGAGCAACGAGUCUGACCAGAAAGCAGCCGCAAAUGGCACUUCAGAAAAUAAAACAAGCACAUCCAGAGAAUCUCACGCAAAGCAGAAAGCGCUCGCACAAGAGCGCAAAGCUGCCAGACCCAAUGCCGAUGCGAUUGCACGCACAAAGAAGAUCUGGGAACGACUACGGCGGAAAUCCCAUGUGCCGUGUGAAGAGCGCAAGAAGCUGGUGACCGAGCUAUACGGCAUCAUAACAGGUCGAGUAAAGGACUUCGUUUUCAAACAUGACUCUGUCCGAGUCAUCCAGACGGCGCUCAAGUAUGCGAACCUAGAACAGCGGAAGAACAUUGCCGUGGAACUAAAGGGCGACUAUCGGAGUUUGGCGGAGAGCAAGUACGCAAAGUUUCUGCUUGGAAAACUGCUGGUACAUGGAGAUGCAGAGAUACGGGAUCUGAUCAUCCCGGAGUUCUACGGCCAUGUGAAAAGGCUGAUUCGACAUCCAGAGGCCUCGUGGAUUCUGGACGACAUCUACCGAACCGUGGCCACCCCCAUGCAGAAGUAUAAGCUGCUUCGAGAAUGGUACGGGAUGGAGUUUACGCUUAUGAAGAAUGAGACCAGCGAUGAGAUACUGUCGUUGCCUGAGAUACUGGAGAAGAGCCCCGAGAAGCGUGGGCCUAUACUCCAGCAUCUCCACGGUAUGAUCAACCAGCUUAUCCAGAAGAAGACUACGGGCUUCACCAUGCUGCACGAUGGAAUGCUGCAGUACUUCCUCAGCACGAAGCCGGGCAGCGAGGAAGCCACGGAGUUCAUCGAGCUGCUAAAGGGAGAUGAAGAAGGGGAUCUAGCGAAGAACCUUGCAUUCACCAAGUCUGGCGCCAGACUGAUGUGUCUUGCGCUGGCAUACUCGAACGCCAAAGACCGAAAGCUGCUGCUGCGAAUGUACCGUGAUACCGUGAAGCUGAUGUCCGGAGACGUCCACGGCCACACUGUGCUCUUGGUGGCGUACGAGGUUGUGGACGAUACCAAGCUGACUCAGAAGCUGCUGCUGUCUGAGCUGCUUACCCAGGACGACCUGGUGCCGCGGGCUAACGACCAGCUGGCCCGCAUUCCGCUGCUCUAUUCGUUUGCGGGCAGGAAGAACGGAUGGCUGAUCACUGAUACAGACCGGCAGAUCCUGGACGAAGUGUUUGAGAUUCGAUCACAGACGUCUAAAAAGGACCCCGAGAUCCGCCAACGGGAGAUCGUCGGCGCUGCUUCUCCGGCUCUACUUGAAUGUAUAGCCAACAACGCCGCUGCCCUGGCCGAGACCAGCUUUGGAGCCCGUUUUAUCACGGAAGUCUUGUUCGACAGCACCGGCGACAAGACUGAUGCUCUCGAGGCGGUAGCCAGCCUGGCAGACACUGAUGCAGAGGCAGGCACAGAGGCAGAUGCAGAGGGCAAUGUCCUCAGGUCUCCUAACGCUGGCCGAAUGCUCAAGGCACUCGUCCAGGGAGGGCGGUUCAACAAUGCCACGAAGAAGGUAGAGCCCGUCCAGCCUCCGCUCAACUUUGCCUCGCUUCUGUACAAGCACAUCAAGGGUGACGUGCUGUCGUGGGCCACCGAGUGGAAUCCCUUUGUGGUCGUUGCCCUGCUGGAGUGCGAGGAGUUUGACAAGAGAGACGAGCUCGCAGCUACCUUGAAGAAGAGCAAGAAACAGCUAACAGAUCUGGCCAGCAAGCCCAGCAAGUCCAAGGGAGACGGAGAGGAGAAGCGGAAUCCUGCCAGCAGCGCUGCAAAGUUGCUCCUGGAGAAGAUUGCAUGA
Nannizzia gypsea CBS 118893 is the source of this 2016-nucleotide messenger RNA. Its product is annotated as PUF6. Gene Ontology annotation, molecular function: mRNA binding. Gene Ontology annotation, biological process: regulation of translation. The transcript is spliced from 2 exons. Gene Ontology annotation, cellular component: nucleolus. Lineage: Eukaryota; Fungi; Ascomycota; Eurotiomycetes; Onygenales; Arthrodermataceae. Bases 1 to 2016 code for a protein of 671 amino acids. The record is from RefSeq and is a predicted model, not a curated record.